AAUAUUUUGAAGAAUUUCAAAGUCUCAUCAGUUCAUUCAUUUCGUUCAAUUCAGUAACGUUUCAAUUUUUAAUUUUUUAAAAUCAAUCAAAAUGCUUAAAUUCGCAUCAGUGUUCUUCUUUGUCGCGGUUAGUACUGCCAAAGCUGGAAUCUUAGGUUCACCAUUGGCCUACACUAUUCCUGCAUCAGCACCUCUCAUCUCUACAGCACCAAUUCUUGCACGAUCAGCACCAUAUAUCCACCACUCAGCACCAUAUUAUGGAAGACAAUUGUUAGCUUCACCUGUUGGUCCAUUCGUAAAAGCAGCACCGCUCAUUCAUCAAGCUCCAGUUGUUGCUAAAUCAUUCGUUCCAGCAGCCGCACCAAUUAUCUCAGCGAGAACAAUCCUUCCAGUUGCUGCACCAGUAAUCAAAACAGCUGAAAAUGAUGCUUAUCCACAAUAUCAAUAUGCUUACAGUGUCAAUGAUGCUAUAACUGGAGAUAACAAAGCCCAUGAAGAAAUUAGAGACGGAGAUAUUGUAAAGGGAUAUUACACACUCUUGGAAUCUGACGGAUCAACAAGAAAAGUUUCAUACUAUGCUGAUCCAAUCAACGGUUUCAAUGCUGUCGUUCAAAAAUCAGCACCCGUUAUUAAUGCACCAAUAGUUGAAAAAGUCGUUGUAGCAUAAGUGCACAACUAGCACUCAUCCUGUGACAAAACUGUACAAAAAUGAUGACUUUAUGUAAAUACUAGGACUUUCACUUAUCUUUAUCUCAAAAUGAUUCUCAGAAAUACGGAUAAUAUACAAUGACAUUGAUGCCAUGACAAAAAUAAACUGCACAAAUGGAAAAUAAAUAAUGAUGACGAUUGAAGCAUAAAACUAAUAA
Chironomus riparius is the source of this 866-nucleotide messenger RNA. The record is from the annotation of a GenBank genome assembly. NCBI's taxonomy places the organism in Eukaryota, Metazoa, Arthropoda, Insecta, Diptera, Chironomidae.